AUGAGUUAUUGUUUGGUUGCAGAAUUGGUUGUUGCCAAGCUCUCUACAAAAAUAGGGCACUCAGGGGGGAUUGCGAGCACAGGAAGGGUUCAGGUUGGAGAUGUGGUCACAGCCAUAUCCAUGACCAACGAAGAAAUGCAAUACCUUGCAGUGGGACCCCAAAAAAUCCAGCGUGAGCAUGCCUCACAUGUAUACUCUAUGUUGAAGAAGGCACGAGGCCACAUCCGUCUUCAAGUUGAACGCUACAAAGAAGAGGUAAACAAGCUUUUCACAUCAGCAAAGAAACAAUAUAGGGAGAUUGAGAUGGCCUUCACUUUUGUUGCAGUUGUAGAUAAGCAGACACCUGUAGUUGCAACUAAAUGA
Ilex paraguariensis (yerba mate) is the source of this 363-nucleotide messenger RNA. The record is from the annotation of a GenBank genome assembly. Lineage: Eukaryota; Viridiplantae; Streptophyta; Magnoliopsida; Aquifoliales; Aquifoliaceae.